Molecule: messenger RNA, 1536 nt
Organism: Microsporum canis CBS 113480
Lineage: Eukaryota; Fungi; Ascomycota; Eurotiomycetes; Onygenales; Arthrodermataceae
Exons: 3
Coding region: 1-1536 (511 amino acids)
Biological process (GO): regulation of mRNA stability
Cellular component (GO): cytoplasm; nucleus
Molecular function (GO): poly(A) binding
Source: RefSeq, a predicted model, not a curated record
AUGGGUGUCUCUGUCGCGCUGAAUACGCCGCUGGCCGAUGCCCUGAAUGAAGUAGUGCAGCCGAAGCUGGUCGAACUCGGCUGGAGCACCGGUGGCGGGGACGAUUCUGCGCUCGCGGAGUAUGUUAUACUGAUGCUUGUCAACGGAAAGACGCAGGACCAGAUCUCAGCAGAGCUAGCAAACGACCUGCUCAGCCUCGGACCCGAAGAUACAGAAGCGGCGGAGUUUUCCAAAUGGUUGUUCGAGCAGGUUGAGACGCUGGACGUGCGGUUAAAUGGCGCUUCGAAGGAAGCACCGCAAGAACAGCCUCCACAGGCGAUACCAUCCUUUUCAGAUGAAGCAAACGGAGGAAAUGGGAACGUGACCCCCGCCGAUACGUCUGUAUCGCAGUCAGAUAUGGAUAUGGACGAAGGAUCCGGCCCUGGAACCGAUGCUUUGGUCCCAACCGGCCCCAGGAAUAUGAGGAGCCAGAAACAUAAUGGCCGCGGCAGAGUUCUUCACCGAGUUCGAAGCCAACAGGGAACGGAGAGGAUAAACUCGCACCGAGAUGGCUCCAAGGGUGGCAGAGGCGGUCGAGCCGGCCACAGGAUGCAGACGGGGAGGCACAUGGGCAAUAACAUGCCGAUGGGUAUGGGGAUGGGUAUGGGGAUGAAUAUGGGCAUGGGCAUGGGCAUGAAUCACAAUCAGAUGCAGAACAUGCCUCAACCAAACAUGAUGAACAUAACCCAACAGCAGCAGAUGCAGAUGAUGUCUAUGUUUGAGGAACAAGCACGUAUGAUGUCUCAGCUCAUACCUGGCUUUGUACCCCCCGCGAUAAAUCCAGCCUUCCAGAAUGGACCACCGCAACAGCCACAGGGACGAUCUCUCUUUGAGCGUGCGGAAUUCCACCCGGGCCGACGAGCUCAUGAUAAACAGCUCCAGCCCUCGCAGGAGGCGACGGCAGACGUUGAAAUGGACGGCGACGGGGGUAAGCCGGCCGAUGAAAAACCGCAACGAGAAGUGCCGGGCCCGGACUCUGUCUGUCGAUUCAACCUGAGAUGCACGAACAAGGACUGCCCGUACGCCCACCAGUCCCCUGCUGCACCCGAGGGAGCCAGCGUCGACGUGAGCGACCACUGUCCCUACGGAGCUGCCUGCAAGAACCGGAAAUGCGUUGCCCGACACCCAUCCCCAGCUCAGAAGGCGGUCCAUCAGUCAGAAGAGAUCUGUCGAUAUUUCCCUCACUGUACCAACCCAAAGUGCGCCUUCAAGCACCCAAGCAUGCCGCUCUGUCGGAACGGCGCGGACUGCUCGACUGAGGACUGCAAGUUCACACACAUCCAGACACCUUGCAGAUUCAAUCCUUGUCUAAACCGCACAUGUCCAUAUAAACACGCCGAAGGCCAGCGCGGAGUGUUCAGCGACAAGGUAUGGCGUGCAGACGCCGCAAAGGCAGAGACGCCACACGUCAGCGAGAGGAAGUUCAUCACAGACGAAGAAGAAGAGCUCAUCAAGCCGGGUUCAACACCGUCCAACGACGCUGGAAUCAUCACCUAA